This is a messenger RNA of Strongyloides ratti, 789 nucleotides long. RefSeq names its product Ribonuclease H domain and Ribonuclease H-like domain-containing protein. The record is from RefSeq and is a predicted model, not a curated record. Lineage: Eukaryota; Metazoa; Nematoda; Chromadorea; Rhabditida; Strongyloididae. The coding region runs from base 1 to 789 and encodes 262 amino acids. The transcript is spliced from 2 exons. Gene Ontology annotation, molecular function: nucleic acid binding; RNA-DNA hybrid ribonuclease activity.
AUGUAUUCACAACAGAGUAAAAGUAGAGAUUCUGAUGGUGCAAAUUUAAAUUCUAAUGAGGAAGAGUUAACUGGUGAAAUGUUUAGUUUAACUUUGGAAGCUAAAGAUAUGCAGCAACAGUUAAAUGGGUACUUGGAAAAUUCGAGUGUUAGACCAGUUAUUGUGAAAAGAAACAAGGUUUCAGGAAAUUUGGUUUAUCCGGAAAAAUUUUAUGUAGAUUCUGAGAUUGGGUUCGAGAGUUUGAUGAGAAAAGUAGGAAAGUCGUUAGUGAUAGCUUCAGAUGGUUCUUGUGAAUCUGAAAGGGGUUAUAGUGUAGCAAUUUUUGGAGAUAACAAGUGCAUAAAGGAAUUAACUGGUAGAUUGGGUGAUAAUAGUACCGCUCAGUUAUGUGAAAUGGUUGAUGUAAAAAAAGGUUUUGAGUUGGCUGUUGAACUCAAAAGAGAGGAUAAACAGGUUAUUUUGGUAUCAGAUUCAGCGUAUAUGUGUAAUGUUUUUUCAGAACAAUUAGAAGCAAUUAGAAAGUCUAAUAAUAUGAAAAGUUCUGGAAAAGUUCUGGUGCAUAGAAAACUAAUAAUGGAGACUGAUGAAUUGUUGAAUAAAUUGUACAAAUCAAGUAUAAUUCAAGUUAAGUUUCAUGUUGGAAUAAAGGUUAAUGAAAAAGAAGACGAACUGGCGAAAAAAAGUGCAAGGUACUUGGAAUGGAUACAAGCUUCUGAUUUCGUCCAGAAGUCAGAUAAAACAGAAUAUAGAAAAAAAGCUUUAAGAAUUCGCUUGGCGCCAGGUAAAUAG